AAAAAAUGAAGUGAAAUCUUAUACAGGAGACAAAGUUGAUACCAAUAAACUUAAAAGUGUUUUAGGAAACUUGGGGAUUGAGCUCAUGCCUAAUGAAUGCUUGAACCUGGUGAGACACUGCCAGUUAAUGGUACAUCUUAUGGAUGCCGCUGAUGGAAAAGUGUAUCUGAAAGGUUGAUGAAAGGCUUAAAGUCACUGAAAUCUGAAGAGACAGUCCAGCUAAAUACAUUGAUGAAAGAAUUAGGUGCUGUUUUAGAUAACAGAAGGAUAUACAAAAAUAGAUUGAUGGAUGGAGUGAAGACUUACAGAGGAGGAAAGAUUAAUGUCAACAAAAUAGGUGAUGUUCUUGAAAUCUUGGGAUUCCCACUUAAUGAAGAAGAAAUCGAGGAACUGUGCAAACACCUGCCAGUUAAUGCCGCUGGAAAGUUGUAUAAGCAUAAGUUGCUGGAUGGCAUAAAAUCUCUCAGAGGAGUGAAGCUUAGUGUUAGUAAGCUAGAAUUCUUCAUGGAAACUAUGGGCUUUGAGCUUGAGGAAGAGGAAUAUCAAGAUCUGAUAAACAACCUGCCCAUUGAUGAUGAAGGGAAGGUUGAAGUGGAUGUGGUAAUGAAUGAAGGGAAUCUUUCUACAGGUGAGAAGAUUGAUACUAGCAACCUGAAAAAUUUUCUGGAAAAUAUGGGGAUAAGUCUCACAGAAGAGAAAGGCAUGCAACUACUGAAUCUGCCAAUUGAUGGUGAGCAUUGA
This is a messenger RNA of Microcebus murinus (gray mouse lemur), 741 nucleotides long. The record is from RefSeq and is a predicted model, not a curated record. NCBI's taxonomy places the organism in Eukaryota, Metazoa, Chordata, Mammalia, Primates, Cheirogaleidae.